CUGCAGCCACUUGAGCGCCCAUCUCAUGUUCCUGUGUUACAGCGGCUUUUUACAUCUAGAAGGUUAUUGCCAAUAUAGGGUUGGAAGUUACCAAACCCUGUGCACUAGGCAUUAACCUUAGCAAAUGGGACAAGAGUCUUCUGGGUCUUCUGCAUUGUCCUCUGGUGACUCUCUUUCCUCUAUCCUAGAUACCACCUGCCAAGCCAGUAGUUAUUAUGAUUUCUGUGGCCCUGCUUGCCCUGCCACUUGUGCCAACCUUAGUGCAUCCCUGCUCUGCACAAAGCCUUGCGUGGCGGGAUGCUUCUGCAGGGAAGGCUAUGUUCUGGAUGCUGGAGUCUGUGUGCCUGUGAGCCAGUGUGGCUGCAUGUUGAAGGGUCAGUAUCACCAGCUGGGAGAGGUGAUGAUCCUGACAGACACCUGCCGCAGGAAAUGCAGCUGCCGGCAGCCUGCCCAGCCCAUGCAGUGCCAGGAUCAUGCCUGUGGGGCUCUGGAGAUAUGCAGCGUUGUUGGUGGCAUCCGAGGCUGUUACCCUGUGAAGUUUGGCACCUUAUGGGUGUUCGGCCACCCCCACUACACCACGUUCGAUGGAGUCACGUUUGAUUAUCAAGGAGUCUGCAAGUACACCCUGAGCAAGUACUGUGGCCCCCCAGGGAGCCUCCCCAACUUCACCAUCCAAGUGGUGAAUGAGCCGAAAAGCUCCACUGCCGUGUCCUGGACGCGCCUGGUGGAGCUAGAUGUCUACGGGGAGCGUAUUGCUAUAGUGGGGGGCCAGUACGACCAGGUGCAGGUGAAUGGAUCCCUGGUCAAUCUGCCCCUGGUCCUUGCAUCGGGUAAACUCUAUGCCUAUUUCAGCGGCUCGUCUGCUGUGCUCCAGACCGACUUUGGCCUCUCUGUGUCCUACGACUGGUCUCACUCUGUGUCAGUUUCUGUUUCUGAGAUCUACUUUGGGUCACUGUGUGGACUCGGUGGGAAUUUCAAUGGGAACCAGAGUGAUGAUUUCCGGACCCCAAACGGUUCUGUGGUCCAUGACGCUGUCACCUUUGGCAAUAGCUGGAAGGCUGCUGAUUCCCCUUUUCACUGCACGGCCGUUGGGCUCCCAGCCCAAUGUAACGAAGUAGAACUAGCCCAGUACAGAUCUCAGAGCUACUGCGGGGUCAUCGCAGACACUGCUGGGCCUUUUAAAGAGUGUAAUCAGCUGGUUGAUGCUCAGGUCCUCUUGGAGAACUGCGUGAGGGAUGUGUGUGUGACUCAGGGCAGCCGUGAGACCCUGUGUCAAGUGCUUCGCAGUUAUGCCCAGCAGUGCCAAAGUCAUGGCAUUGCCAUUGAGCCAUGGAGACAGCAGGCUGCAUGCGGUAAGUAG
This is a messenger RNA of Dermochelys coriacea (leatherback sea turtle), 1360 nucleotides long. RefSeq names its product IgGFc-binding protein-like. The record is from RefSeq and is a predicted model, not a curated record. NCBI's taxonomy places the organism in Eukaryota, Metazoa, Chordata, Testudines, Dermochelyidae. The coding region runs from base 125 to 1360 and encodes 411 amino acids. The transcript has 2 exons.